AUGCUUCGUCGCCCCGGGCUUGCAUUUUAUGUUCUCAAUGAGAAGAAAGGUCGUGCGCGUAGAAAAAAAGAAGAUGUUCUCAAUAAGAAGAAAGCUCGUGCGCGUAGAAAAAAAGAAGAUGCUGAUACUGGCGCACCUGGUUCGAUGACUCCGCCGACAGAAGCUAAUUCUGAUGGAUCUAGUUCGUUGCCGACAGAAACUAAUGACGGUGGAUCUACUUCGUCUCCGAUGGAAACUAAUUCCGGUGGAUUUAGUUCGUCUCCGACAGAAGCUAAAUCUGGUGGAUCUAGUUCGUCUCCUACAGAAACAAAAUCCGGUGGAUCUAGUCCGUCUCCGACAGGAAUUAGUAAAGGCGCAUCUAGUUCAUCUCCGACAGAAACUAACAACAGUGCAUCUAGUUCGUCGACCGCGACUACUGGAAACCGCUAUGACGUGUUCUUGAGCUUCAGAGGCCCAGAUACUCGAUGUAACUUCUCGGAUCACCUCUACCAUGGGCUCCUUAGAGCUGGAAUUGAUACUUUCAGAGACGAAGAGGAGCUCCCCCAAGGCGAGGACAUCGGACCAGAGAUUUUAGCAGCCAUAACGAAGAGUCAGAUCCUGAUCCCCAUUUUGUCCGAGGGUUACGGUACAAGCAGAUGGUGCCUGAAUGAACUGGCUCAAAUAAUGAAGUGCAAGAAUGAUAAUGGGCAAAUGGUGUUGCCUGUAUUCUAUAAAGUGAAACCAGCCGACGUGGGACAUCAAACCGGGAAUUUUGGAAAAGCAUUUCGUGAGCGUGAGGAUCGUUUGCGUGAGAGGGGUUUCGAUCCAAGGAUCUUGAAGAAUUGGAAGAAAGCACUCGGUGAAGUCACACGCUUGGUGGAUUCGAUUGUCCAAAAAGUGUUGAGCGAGCUGAAGAAAAGUUUUGAGUUGGAUAUUUCUGAGAAUUUGGUUGGAAUUGAUCAUCAUGUGAAGGAGAUUAUGGAAUUUGUGGAUACUAAAAUAUCUCAUGCCACCCUAUUUGUUGGCAUCCAUGGAAUGGGAGGCAUCGGUAAGACUACUCUUGCUAAAGCCAUCUACAACAAGCUUUCCAAUCAAUUCGAGCACCGUAGCUUCAUUCCCGAUAUAAGGGAAUCAUGGAAGCGUAACGGCGCACAUUACUUACAAAAUCGGUUAAUCUAUGAUAUAUUGAAGCUCAAAAAUGAAGUUUAUAAUGAACAUGAAGGGACUAAGUUCAUCUCCUCCAAGUUUAAAGGUAAAAAGGUCCUCCUUCUUCUUGAUGACGUGGAUGUUGUCAUUCAAUUGAGGUGUUUGGCUGGUAAUCACAAUUGGUUUUCUUCGGGAAGUAGGGUCAUUAUUACCACCAGAGACAAGAGUAUUCUUCAAAAUUUUGGGGUGGACCACACCUAUGACCAUAAGGAAAUGGGUAACGAUCAAUCUUUGAUUCUGUUUAGCAAACAUGCAUUCCGAAGGGACUCUCCUCUAAGGGGCUUUGAGGACCUCGCUAAUGAUGUUGUAUCCAUCAUCAAAGGGCUUCCCUUAUCCCUUGAGGUUGUGGGCUCAUUAUUGUGCGGACACGAGAGAGCAUUCUGGAGAGGUACAAUAGACAAGUUAAAAAAAGUGCCUCUUGAGGAAGUGCAAAAAAAUUUACGGAUAAGUUAUGAAGCAUUAGAAUAUGAGCAAAAGCAAAUAUUUUUGGAUAUUGCUUGUUUUUUCAUUGGCAUUGACGGAAGAAUCGCAUCCUACAUGUGGAAAGCUUGUGGCUUUUUCCCCGAGAAGGAAAUUGAAGUAUUGAGAUUCAAGUCGUUAAUAAAAAUUGGGGAUUAUCAUGAGCUCCGAAUGCAUGACCAAUUGAGAGAUCUUGGUAGAGAAAUAGUCCGUGAAGAAAACCAUUUGAAGCCUCAAAACCGUAGGAGGUUAUGGGACUCCGAGCAUGUCAAGAAAGUGCUAAAGGAAAAUAAGGGAACGGGAAUGAUUGAGGCCAUUCAUCCGAGUGAAGGUAGUUCAAAAGGCUUCGGCAAAGCAGCUGAGCAAGAUGACAACAUUUACACGGGAGAACAAUUCAAGAAAUUGACGAGUCUAAGAUUCCUUCACAUGGAGGAAGGGGCACAUCUCGAUGGAGAUUUUAAGGACUCAAUAGGGGAGUUAAAAUGGCUUCGAUGGCCAAUAUGCCCCAUGAAUUUUGAUAUUGAAGAGCAAAUUGACUCUUCGAUUGGAGACGUGAAGGACCUCGUUCGCUUGGAGUUGAGCUACUGUGGGAGCCUCACGAAGCUUCAAGGUCUCGAAAAGUUGGAGUUCUUGGAAAUCCUUAAUAUCUCUGGGUGCGCUUCAAUGGAAAGUCUUCUCUUUCCACAAUCCAGGAGGCUGAAGAAAUUAGAUGCUAAAGAUUGCACCAAAUUAGCCGAAAUUCAAGGCCUUGAUGGGUUGGAGCUUUUGGAAGAGCUAAAUAUCGGUGGCUGCACUUUAAUUACAAAAUUGCACCUUCCGGAGCGUGUGAAGAGAUUAAAUGCUGGCCGGUGCACAUUCUUAGCCGAAAUUCAUGGUCUCAAUAGGUUGGAGUCCUUGCAAGAGCCGAAGAUCUCUCGGUGCACUUCAAUUGAAAGUCUAGACCUUCCAAAAUCCGGGAGUAUGAAGGAGUUACAUGCCGGAGGCUGCGUAAAGUUAGCCAAAAUUCAAGGGCUCGAAUGGUUGGAGUUCUUGGAGAGGUGCGCUUCAAUGGAAAGUCUUCUCUUUCCACAAUCCGGGAGGCUGAAGAUGUUAGAUGCUGAAGAUUGCACCAAAUUAGCCGAAAUUCGGGGCCUCGAUGGGUUGGAGCUUUUGGGAGAGCUAAAUAUCGGUGGUUGCACUUCAAUUAAAAAAUUGCACCUUCCAAAAUGCGAGGGUUUGAUGAGAUUAAAUGUUCACGGGUGCAAAAACUUGGCCGAAAUUCAAGGUCUCGAAAAGUUGGAGUUCUUGGAAAUCCCGAAUAUCUCUGGGUGCGCUUCAAUGGAAAGUCUUCUCUUUCCACAAUCCGGGAGACUGAAGAUGUUAGAUGCUGAAGAUUGCACCAAAUUAGCCGAAAUUCGGGGCCUCGAUGGGUUGGAGCUUUUGAGAGAGCUAAAUAUCGGUGGCUGCACUUCAAUUACAAAAUUGCACCUUCCAAAAUUCGGGAGGCUGAAGAAAUUAGAUGCUAAAGAUUGCACCAAAUUAGCUGAAAUUCAAGGCCUCGAUGGGUUGGAGCUUUUGGGAGAGCUAGAUAUCAUUGGCUGCACUUCAAUUAAAAAGUUGCACCUUCCAAACUACGAGGAUUUGAUGAGAUUAAAUGUUAACGGGUGCAAAAUCUUGGCCGAAAUUCAAGGUCUCGAAAAGUUGGAGUUCUUGGAAAUCCCGAAUAUCUCUGGGUGCGCUUCAAUGGAAAGUCUUCUCUUUCCACAAUCCAGGAGACUGAAGAUGUUAGAUGCUGAAGAUUGCACCAAAUUAGCCGAAAUUCGGGGCCUCGAUGGGUUGGAGCUUUUGAGAGAGCUAAAUAUCGGUGGCUGCACUUCAAUUACAAAAUUGCACCUUCCAAAAUUCGGGAGGCUGAAGAAAUUAGAUGCUAAAGAUUGCACCAAAUUAGCUGAAAUUCAAGGCCUCGAUGGGUUGGAGCUUUUGGGAGAGCUAGAUAUCAUUGGCUGCACUUCAAUUAAAAAGUUGCACCUUCCAAACUACGAGGAUUUGAUGAGAUUAAAUGUUAACGGGUGCAAAAUCUUGGCCGAAAUUCAAGGUCUCGAAAAGUUGGAAAUCCUUAAUAUCUCUUGGUGCGCUUCAAUUGAAGGGCUUCUCUUUCCAAAAUGCGGGAGGCUGAAGAAAUUAGAUGCUAGAGAUUGCACCAAAUUAGCCGAAAUUCAAGGCCUCGACGGGUUGGAGCUUUUGGGAGAGCUAGAUAUCAUUGGCUGCACUUCAAUUAAAAAGUUGCACCUUCCAAACGCCGAGGAUUUGAUGAGAUUAAAUGUUAACGGGUGCAAAAUCUUGGCCGAAAUUCAAGGUCUCGAAAAGUUGGAAAUCCUUAAUAUCUCUAGGUGCACUUCAAUUGAAGGGCUUCUCUUUCCAAAAUCGGGGAGGCUGAAAAAAUUAGAUGCUAGAGAUUGCACCAAAUUAGCCGAAAUUCAAGGCCUCGAUGGGUUGGAGCUUUUGGGAGAGCUAGAUAUCAUUGGCUGCACUUCAAUUAAAAAGUUGCACCUUCCAAACUACGAGGAUUUGAUGAGAUUAAAUGUUGACCGGUGCAAAAUCUUGGCCGAAAUCCAAGGUCUCGAAAAGCUGGAAAUCCUUAAUAUCUCUUGGUGCCCUUCAAUCGAAGGGCUUCUCUUUCCAAAAUCCGGGAAGUUGAAGAAAUUAAAUGCUAAAGAUUGCACCAAAUUAGCCGAAAUUCGGGGCCUCGAUGGGUUGGAGCUUUUGAGAGAGCUAAAUAUCGGUGGCUGCACUUCAAUUACAAAAUUGCACCUUCCAAAAUCCGGGAGGCUGAAGAAAUUAGAUGCUAAAGAUUGCACCAAAUUAGCCGAAAUUCAAGGCCUUGAUGGGUUGGAGCUUUUGGAAGAGCUAAAUAUCGGUGGCUGCACUUUAAUUACAAAAUUGCACCUUCCAGAUUGUGUGAAGAGAUUAAAUGCUGGCUGGUGCACAAUCUUAGCCGAAAUUCAUGGUCUCAAUAGUUUGGAGUCCUUGGAAGAGCUGAAUAUCUCUCGGUGCACUUCAAUUGAAAGUCUAGACCUUCCAAAAUCCUGGAGUAUGAAGGAGUUACAUGCUAGAGGCUGCGUAAAGUUAGCCAAAAUUCAAGGGCUUGAAGGGUUGCGGUUCUUGGAGAGGUUGGAUAUCUCUACGUGCGCUACAAUUGAAAGGCUGGACCUUCCAAAAUCUGAUAGUCCGAAGAUAUUAAAUAUUACAAAUUUCAAAAACUUAACCCAAAUUCAAGGCCUCGAUGGGUUAAAGUUCUUGGAAGAGUUGAAUAUCUCUGGAUGCGCUUCAAUUGAAAGGCUACCAAAUUUAUGUUGCUUUGGCCACUUGAAAAGUUUGACUAUCGACGGCUGCGACAAGCUUCAAGACAUACAGAGCCUAGAGUGA
Messenger RNA from Rhodamnia argentea, 5049 nucleotides. RefSeq names its product disease resistance protein L6-like. Gene Ontology annotation, biological process: defense response; signal transduction. The transcript is spliced from 5 exons. Gene Ontology annotation, molecular function: ADP binding. NCBI's taxonomy places the organism in Eukaryota, Viridiplantae, Streptophyta, Magnoliopsida, Myrtales, Myrtaceae. The record is from RefSeq and is a predicted model, not a curated record. Bases 1 to 5049 code for a protein of 1682 amino acids.